This is a messenger RNA of Rodentolepis nana, 837 nucleotides long. Lineage: Eukaryota; Metazoa; Platyhelminthes; Cestoda; Cyclophyllidea; Hymenolepididae. The record is from the annotation of a GenBank genome assembly.
AUGCUUCAUUUUUGCUUAACAGAUCUUUGUAAUACUGAGGAUUUCUUGCUGGAGGCUCAAACGAUGAAACGACUUCACCAUCCACAUCUCAUCCAACUGUAUGCAGUCUGCACCCAGUCAGCACCAUUCUACCUCAUCACCGAAUUAAUGGCAAAGGGUUCUCUGCUGUCUUUCCUUCAAUCGCAAGAAGGUCGUGUGUUGAAUGUUUCGAGUUUGGCUCUCCUAGCGGUCCAGGUCGCAUCGGGAAUGGCCUAUUUGGAGUCUCAGAGAUAUGUACACCGCGAUCUAGCUGCACGGAAUUGUCUUGUGGGCGAUGGAAAUGUUGUCAAAAUUGGGGACUUUGGUUUGGCUAGAAUGAUUCAGAAUCAGGAAUACGUAGCUCAUGCAGGUGCACGUUUUCCAAUUAAAUGGACAGCUCCUGAAGCCGCCAAUUACUCCCGAUUUACCACCGCCUCCGACGUGUGGUCGUUCGGCAUCUUGUUGACAGAAAUCGUCACCUUUGGGCGCGUACCCUAUCCAGGAAUGCACAAUGCGGAAGUUCUUCGUCAGGUGGAAGCUGGUUAUCGAAUGCCCUCGCCACCGGGAUGUCCUGCUGAGCUCUACGACCUAAUGUUGGAGUGUUGGGCCGCUGAUGAAACUGUUCGACCUUCCUUCGCUAGUAUCCACUCGAGGCUACAAGUUUUCUGUGAAGAAUGGGACCGUCCGGCUUAUCGAGAUCCCUCAACUGCAACUGUGGGUGGAACAACAGGGUUUUCAGCAUCAGAGAGAUGUGAUAGUCCACCGCCUCCUCUACCGAUAUAUCGCCGUCAUGGUAUUGCUAAUUCGCGCCAAAAUUGA